AUGGUGAUGCUUCCUCUAUUGACACGAUCGGCCGUGCGAGCCGCAACUAGUACUACAUUGGUGAGGUCUGUAACUCCUGCUGUCGCGACGGUCGGAGCCAAGCGCAGCUAUCACGAGAAUAUUGUCGAGCACUACGAGAAUCCACGAAAUGUGGGAUCGUUGGACAAGAAUGCGGACGAUGUUGGAACGGGCCUCGUGGGAGCUCCUGCGUGUGGCGACGUGAUGAAAUUGCAGAUUCGAGUAGACGACGAUGGCAACAUUAUCGAGUCGAAAUUCAAGACAUUUGGCUGUGGUUCCGCCAUUGCGUCGUCCAGUGUCGCCACGGAAUGGAUCAAGGGACAAUCCGUCGAAGAAGUCGUCAAGAUUCAAAAUGCCGACAUUGCCGCUCAUCUCAAAUUGCCACCUGUCAAACUGCAUUGCUCCAUGUUGGCCGAAGAUGCCAUCAAGGCGGCCGUACAAGAUUGGAAAGAAAAACAGCAACACAAGAAACAACAGACAGAAGCAACAGCAGAAGCUGCCGUGUAA
Seminavis robusta is the source of this 525-nucleotide messenger RNA. Lineage: Eukaryota; Bacillariophyta; Bacillariophyceae; Naviculales; Naviculaceae. The record is from the annotation of a GenBank genome assembly.